AUGACUUCUAAAGGAAAAGAAAUUUAUAAUACGAUUAAACGUUCAUUUGGAUCACAAACAUUUGGUAGUGCCAGUUCAUCAAAUCAUUCAAGUGGUGCUCGAUAUGCUGGUAGUUCGACCUCAAAAUGGAUACAUCCACCGGAUGUUUUAUUGAAUGGUCGAGUAGAGUACUCUGUGAAAAUGCUUGGUUUUGCAGAAGUUUCUGAACCAAAAGGAACACAUGUUAUCCGAGAAGCUAUUCAUGCUAUACGGUUUCAGCUUCAGGUAAAUCGAGGAGUUACGGGACAUUCAGGUUCGAAAUUGAAGAAAGUGGAUCUGCAGAUUAAUGUCGAUGGCUUGACAGUUAUCGAAACAAAGACUAGAAUGAUUUUGUUCAAAUAUCCACUUCACCGAAUUUCGUUUUGUGCUGAUGAUAAACAGGAUAAAAGAGUUUUCUCAUUUAUUGCCAAAACGGAAUCUUCCAACAGACAUGAUUGUUUCGUUUUUCUUAGUGAAAAAUUAGCAGAACAAAUAACCCUCACUAUUGGAGAAGCAUUCGAUCUUGCAUAUCAGAAAUUUUUGGAAAAAAAUGGUCGGGACUUAGAAAAUAAGAAACAGCUAAUCAUGUUGAGGAAACGGAUCGCAGAAUUAGAGCAAGAAAACAGUGAACUUAAAGACAAGCUUUCAUGUAUGAAACGAUGUCAACAGGAGGAUUCUGCGCCUCCUUUACCAAAUUCACCGGUGCCUCGGGAACCUCCUCCAGGAAUCACGACUUCUGUAAUAAAUAAUUCAAUACCAGCAAUUGUCCCUCCGCCAGCUAUUCCACGAAGAUACAUGAGUGCUGUUUUAACAACAGAUACUUCAACGAAUGUACCUCAGGUUGGGAGGCGCUUAGAAAAUCUGCAGUUGGAUAAAAUGGAAAAUUUGUUUGAUGAUGAGUUUGAUCCACGAGCAGGUGAGAGGAAAAAAUCAACUCAUGUAGAUGGUGCUGUAAAAAUGGACAUAAAGGAUAAAUUUGGUCUUGAUCCGUUCGGUGAUGACUUCAUGAACGAAGUUCUAGGUUUGGAACGCAGGCCAAACUUCGAAGAACCAUCAAUUUCCGAACACGAACCUACACCGGAACAGUUUGAUGAAAUGUUGUCAAUAGUUGACAGACGACUAACGGAAUUACGAGAUGGAUUUGCCCUUGGACAUCUGGCAAUGGGAGACACGGGUGAUGCAGCUCGUGAUUUGCACAAUAUUUAUGGAGUUCCACUUCAUUCUUUAGAUAGUCAUACAGAUGAUAAAAAUACUGCACAAAACGGUUAUACGUAG
Molecule: messenger RNA, 1293 nt
Organism: Thelazia callipaeda (thelaziosis nematode)
Lineage: Eukaryota; Metazoa; Nematoda; Chromadorea; Rhabditida; Thelaziidae
Source: the annotation of a GenBank genome assembly